This is a messenger RNA of Aureobasidium pullulans EXF-150, 918 nucleotides long. RefSeq lists its product as uncharacterized. The transcript is spliced from 3 exons. NCBI's taxonomy places the organism in Eukaryota, Fungi, Ascomycota, Dothideomycetes, Dothideales, Saccotheciaceae. The record is from RefSeq and is a predicted model, not a curated record. The coding region runs from base 138 to 803 and encodes 221 amino acids.
UGGACAGAAGAAAGUCGUCCGCUCGAAACGCGUUCAAACGUUGCGACCCUCCGGAAGAACGCCGGGAUCGACAACCUCCAUCAAGCACUCCCAUCAAACACCAUCCUCGACCGCCUUCUCCAACACCAACGACCAAAAUGCCAGAAACCGCACAAUCAGAUCUCGAACACGAGGACAGAAUCGAAGCCAUCGCCGCCCUCCUAACACAAUGGUACACCCUCCAACUCCUCUCCACGCUCCACCCCCUCGACACCAAAAUCUCUCAACCCCCCCACACACCCUCCCCAUCUCUCCUUUCCUCUUGGAAAACAGCAGGAAUGUCAAAUCUAGUGAUGGAAACACUCAAACAAUUACCCUAUCUCUGCGGUGCGGAGAAGAAAGAAUUAGCACCAUUUACACGACCGUUGAAUUAUCUGGACGAUGAUUUCGCCGCGGAAGUUUGGAAAGAUCCGUUUGGAUUGAGUGAGGGAGGGGAGAAAGUGCAAGGGUAUUUGGGGACUUGUAUUCCAUUGACAUAUUGUGCUGGGGAAGAAUAUGGGUGGUUGUUGUUACUUGAUCUUCACACCAAUGAGAUUUACGAAAUAAGCAAUAAUGCACAAACACAAACACAAACACGACGACCGCCAAAAGGUGCCCCGAAAUACUAUUACCAGCAUUAUCCACACAACCCAGCACCAGAAACCCUCAAAUCCUGGAUAAACAAGACGAAACAACUCCUCUGGGUCCCAGAUCCCUCGACCGGAAUAUGGAUGCAGCAAGAAAAAGACGAUUGGAAUGGCAGUGGGAAGGUUUUUGCAGUAUGAUGCUAUGAAGCAGUUGUAUUUCGAAUGCGGGUGGCCGGAGAGGUUUGAUCAGGAAGGAUUUUCAAUCGGAUAUGGAUUGUUGAGUAGGUCGAGGGAGUGGGAUGAUUAGGACAAG